AUGAUACCUACUAGAAGAGAGGUCUUCCUUGAAGACAAAGAGUACGAGCCAGCCUAUGUAUUACUCUUCACCAUUGCCUCGUCCAUGAUCUGGAUCAUGGUGCCCGGUUUGGCAUUUUUAUAUUCUGGUUUGUCCAGAAGAAAGUCGGCGCUUUCCAUGCUUUGGAUUGUGAUUGUGAGUUCGUUUGUAUGUGUGUUCCAGUGGUACUUCUGGGGAUACUCUUUGGCCUUCUCCAAGUCCGGAAACUCGUUUAUCGGAAAUUUGCAUGCGUUCGGAUUCAAAACUGUUUUGGGCAAAACAAACGACGACUCUGUCUAUCCCCAGAUCGCUUUUGCUAUUUUCCAAAUGCAGUUCCUUCUAGUCACUAUCGCCAUUAUGGCCGGUGGCUUGGUCGCCGAGAGAGGUCGUUUCGUUCCAGCACUCGUCUUCAUGUUCUGUUGGGCAACUGUGGUGUACUCCCCAGUCGUUUACUGGAUCUGGGGUGGUGGCUGGGCCUCUACAUGGAGAGGAGGUGCUCUUGACUAUGCCGGUGGAGGACCAGUCGAGAUCUUGUCUGGUGUGUCCGUUUUCGUCUAUUCUGCCUUCUUGGGCAAGAGAAACCCAACCUUGAUGAUCAACUUCAGACCACAUAACAUCUCCACCAUUUUCUUGGGUACCAGUAUGUUGUAUGUCGGUUGGUUGUUCUUCAACGGUUUCUCUUGUGGAAACGCUUCUGUCAAGGUUCCUUACUCCAUGAUGAACACUCACUUGUCUGGUGCAUUCGGUGCCAUUACUUGGUGUCUCUUGGAUUACCGUUUGGAGGGCAAAUGGUCCAUGGUCGGUAUUUGUUCCGGUUGUAUUUCUGGAUUGGUCGCUGCUACUCCUGCCUCCGGCUUCAUCCCAUUGUGGGCAUCUGUCAUCAUGGGUAUUGUGUCAGGUGUCGUCUGUAACUUCUCUACCCAAUUGAAGUACUUGUGCCAUGUGGAUGACUCUCUUGAUGUUUUGGCUGAGCACGGUAUCGCUGGAAUGAUUGGUUUGUUGUUCAAUGGUAUCUUCGGUUCUGCCACCGUGGCAGGCUACGACGGUGUCACCGACCACGCCGGUGGCUGGAUUGACCAUAACUGGAAGCAAUUGUACAUCCAAAUUGUCUAUAUUUUGGCCACCACCGCAUACUCUGCUGCUGUCACUGCCAUCUUGUGUUUCGUCAUCAACAAAAUCCCUGGUUUGCAUUUGAGAGUUGACUACAACGCAGAGGAGCAGGGUGUUGACGAAGACCAAAUCGGUGAGUUUGCUUAUGACUAUGUUGAGGUCAGAAGAGACUUCUUGGACUGGGGUGCUCCUCUGGGAUACCAAACCGAGGCAGCAUCUGCUGCACCUGCUGCUGCUGAAGUUUUGCAGGCUGUCGAUGCUUCCGCCGAAGGUUCCAGCAACGAAGAGCCGAUCAACAUCUCGGAGAAGCGUGAUUAG
This is a messenger RNA of Australozyma saopauloensis, 1446 nucleotides long. RefSeq names its product ammonium permease (gene MEP1). The transcript has a single exon. Bases 1 to 1446 code for a protein of 481 amino acids. Gene Ontology annotation, cellular component: plasma membrane. Gene Ontology annotation, molecular function: ammonium channel activity. Gene Ontology annotation, biological process: ammonium transmembrane transport. The record is from RefSeq and is a predicted model, not a curated record. Lineage: Eukaryota; Fungi; Ascomycota; Pichiomycetes; Serinales; Metschnikowiaceae.